Messenger RNA from Saprolegnia diclina VS20, 974 nucleotides. RefSeq lists its product as hypothetical. The coding region runs from base 30 to 860 and encodes 276 amino acids. NCBI's taxonomy places the organism in Eukaryota, Oomycota, Saprolegniomycetes, Saprolegniales, Saprolegniaceae. The record is from RefSeq and is a predicted model, not a curated record. The transcript is spliced from 6 exons.
GUUUUUUCAAGAAACCAAGGUGCUGCAAGAUGGCGCUCGAAAUCGUGGCCGUGCAGGACAAGUGGGCCGAGCUGCUCCCGCCCAAGAUCCCGCUGCGCUACGCCUUCUUCCGGUACCUUGGCUUCUGCAUCAAGAAGCUUGGCGUGGGCGGGCACACGUCGACAGGCGCGCAAAAGCUGGGUCUGCGUGCUGCAGUUUGGUUCCGUGUCAGCAGUAGCAAGGGCCUUAUCCUCGAGCAGUGUGUUCGAAGCGCCUUCAGCGACGGGACCUACUACGUGCAAGACUUGGCCUUCCAGGACGAAGGUCUUCACACAUUCACAGUAUCCGUCGAGGCGCCUACGCUGGCUCCGAUUGCACCACUUGUGUUGACCAUGAGCAUCCACCACUUCAUGCGAAUCGAAGAUGAGCCAAUGCUUCUCAAAGGACCGUAUGCACCACUGCGUCGGCUCGUCAACCCGCGGCUGUCCGCAGACCCGCCACAAGCUCUCGACGGUACCGAGGAUGGCAUCGUGCGGGAACUCAAGACGAUCAAGCAUAGCCUGCGCGCUUGUGAUGCCAAGUGGUGGAUGCGAGCGUGCGAUACCCAGGGUGACCUUGAGGAGCAAAAGCAGCGGAGUCUGCAGAAAACAUCAAUGGAACAUGAAGACCGCCCGUAUCGUCGAAAGCCCGUCCGACCCAUUCGAUCGGGUGACAAGCGAGACCAUGACGGGUACUUUGAAGGGCGUCAAAGAGACAUUAAACGUCAGCGCCGAGGCGAAAUGCGCAUCUUCUCAGUCGAAGCGCUCUCAGCAAACGAAACCAAUAUUAUCUUCAGCAAGAAAGAGCUGCACCAGCAACUCGCGUUGUAUGCGCAGAGAUAACGCCAAUUUGGAUCCGUAAAUAUGGCUCUUGCCACAUUUAUAUAAGUAGGUCCCCCUACCAAGGUAACCGCUCAGUGAAAAUCUCAUCUUGAAUUUUGUAUCAAACACAUCAAA